This is a messenger RNA of Telopea speciosissima, 2667 nucleotides long. RefSeq lists its product as uncharacterized. The annotation marks the transcript as partial. NCBI's taxonomy places the organism in Eukaryota, Viridiplantae, Streptophyta, Magnoliopsida, Proteales, Proteaceae. The record is from RefSeq and is a predicted model, not a curated record. The transcript has 5 exons.
AUGGCCGGCAGGCCUCUUGCUUCGGCUGCUGGCUUUCCUCCUCUUCUCUUCUCGGGAGGGAGGGAUGGAGGGGGGGAGAUAGAUGGAUCGAGUGAGGAGGGUGUUGGUGGUGCUGCUUUUGGGGCUCCAGGGGGUGGUGAUUGGCUUGCUCUUGGUGGUGCAGCUGGGUUGGAUGUAGGGGCUGUUUCUUUGGUUCAUGGUGGUGUUCGUUUGGAUGAGGUUGCUGGUUCUGAUGGCUUGGGACAGCAAGGAGGAAGCUCUUCCCGAGGGGGGUCAGAGAAGAAAGGGGAGGUUCCAUGGUCUGCACUCUUUUCCUCUUCGUCUUCUUCUUUACUUGGUGAUGGCUUGAAGCUUUCCUUUGUGGAACCCGAGGAGAUUGAAGGGGUGCGGGUUGCUACAUGCCCAGAGUCCAUAAUCAAAGAGGGGCUUGAGAAAUGGAGAAACACUCUUAUGGGGCAUUUUAUUGGGGGCAGGCCGAGCUUCACUUUUGCCCUUGAUUUGUUGUUAAAACAGUGGAAGAUUUCAGGUCAUGUCGAUGCUAAUCUAUUGGACAGUGGGUUUUUUAUUUUCAGAUUUAAUCUUGAGGAGGAUAAAAUUAAAGUUCUUGAAGGGGUUCCUUGGUACGUGCAAAGAAUGCCAAUGAUCCUUCGUCCUUGGAGCCCGAAUGCUUGUUUGGAGAGGGUUGAUUUAUGCUCUGUUCCUAUUUGGAUUUCUCUCCCCAAUCUUCCUUUUCACUUUUGGUCCUCUCAAGCUUUGAGUUCGAUUGGGAGUGUUAUUGGACAGCCUAUUGUGACUGAUAAAAUGACGCGGGCCAUGGAGAGAUUAUCGUAUGCUCGGCUUUGUGUUGAAGUCUCUGCUGAUAAGGAUCUUCCUUUGUCUGUUCCUGUAUAUGGUGAUGAGGGCAAUGUCCAAUCCCAGAAGAGCUCACGGUCUAGGAAGGAGUGGCAUGUGAAGGGAGCUGCUGGGAAUGAUGAUGGAGUUUUGGCCGGUGGGGAUGAUGGGUUGCCGGAGGUUCAAGCUGGUAUAGUUGCUGGGCAGCCGAGUGUACAAGUUGGGGAGAGUGAUGAAGUUUCUAAUGUUGAUUCCGUUAUUUCAGAUGUUAAAAAAGGAAGUGGAGAUUGUUUACCUAUGGGGAAGGGCCCCAGUUUUGGGAAGAGGAUUUUUAAAAAUCCUGUGACGUCUCUUGGGGAGCACUCAAAGGCUAAAGGGCUGGCUCAUUCAAAUGCGUUUGCAUUAUUGGAAGAUCUAACGGAGGAGGUUCACUAUGACCCGGCUGAAAUGAUGUUGGACUCAGAUUCGUGUGCUAUCUUAUUAGGUAAUGAUUUGUUUGAGGAAGCUGGUUUGGAGGAAGAAGAUUGUUCGCCCAUACCUUUAGCCAUUCUUCCAAAUUUGGAAAAGAAGGAUCAUGGGGAGUAUCCAACUUCCAAGGAUUCUGAGUCUAAUUUGAAUAAGGAUUCUAUAUCUGACUUGGUGGAGAAGAUCCCUAGUGCGUUGCCUAUGGAAGUCCAGGCUUUAAAAGAUAAAGGUGAGGUGGAUUCUAGAAGUUCGUUGGAGAUGGCUGAUCCUAAUCCAAGGGUGGAUGCGGUUGUGGUACCUGCUAAGCCUUUGGCCAAUUUUGAAAGACUAAAGAAGCAGGCUGAGGAGGUUCGGGCUAUCCAAGGACAGUUCGGGAAAGAUUGGAAAUAUUUACACAAUGGUGAGGCUGAUGCUCCCAUUCGGAUUUGGUUGGGUUGGGACUCUAAUGUUUUUAAAGUGGAAGAGAUUCAGAAGACCUUGCAAUUUAUUCAUGUUCGGGUUUCGAUUUUGGGAACCUCUAUUACAUUUUUGUGUACUACAGUGUAUGCUGUUAAUGCCAUAGAAGGGCGCAAGGAUUUGUGGAGAGAUGUGGGGGCUUUUGCUAGUUCUAUUCUAGAUCCUUGGGCUGUUCUAGGGGAUUUUAAUGUGGUGCGCAACCAAAAUGAGAAGUUUGGAGGGGACCCUAUUCGGCAGGAGGCUGUGGAUGACUUUAAUUCUUUUGUUGAUGACACAGGGCUGGUGGACCUCAAUUGGAAGGGGGAAAUUUUCACUUGGAAUAAUAGACAAAGUGGGGAUACCCGAAUUUGCUGCAAGUUGGACAGGGUGUUGGUUAAUUUGGGUUGGAUGGAUGUGCUUAGGUCCUCCGAAGCGACUGUUCUUCCCCCUAGCCUUUCUGAUCACUCCCCUGUGGUGGUGGCAAUUUUAGAUGCUACUAAUUUUGGCCCUAAACCGUUCAGAUUUUUUGAGGCUUGGAUUGGAAGAGAUGGGUUUGAUGAAACAGUGGUCAAGGGCUGGGAGCAGCCGGCUGCUAGAACUGAGUUGACUCAGAUCCAGAGUAACCUUGGUCCUAACCCAAGUGAUCCGAAUUUGGUUUCCUUGGAGACUCAAGCAAAACGAAAGCUGUGGGAAGCUUUGGCCAUUGAAGAAAAAUUUUUAAAGGAAAAAUCAAGGGUGAAACACAUUCAGCUGGGUGAUGGUAACAACAGUUUCUUCCAUAAAUCUAUGGAGGAUCUUAUUGGUCCUGUGGCUAAUAAGGAGAUUUUGGAAGUGGUGUUUGCUAUGAAGAGCUCCAAGGCUUCAGGGCCUGAUGGGUUUGGGGCUGCCUUUUUCAAGCACUGUUGGGAUGUAGUGGGGGAAGAUUUGACUUUAGCU